Molecule: messenger RNA, 1208 nt
Organism: Lobosporangium transversale
Lineage: Eukaryota; Fungi; Mortierellomycota; Mortierellomycetes; Mortierellales; Mortierellaceae
Exons: 1
Coding region: 346-978 (210 amino acids)
Source: RefSeq, a predicted model, not a curated record
ACCUACCAUAGGUUGGAGUGGGCGGUCCCUAUCAUACAGCUUUUUCAUCUGCAAAUGGUACUUUCUUCAACAAUCUUACGUACCCACUAUGGUGACAUAGGAAUCCCUGGAUCAUUAGCAUACUAUGCAGCAAAGCUAAGGCGAAAGCGUGUCGCUCUUGAUCGGUUUGAUUUUCAUGCAGUAAAUGAGCUUCUCCUUCACACAUUCGGUGCAAUGGCAAUUCGCGUAUGGGAGCUUGUCCAGGAAUGUGAAGACUUAGAUGAGGGCUCUAUGUUUCUUCUUGUAGAUGUGCUGCGAGAGCUAAGUGAGUAGGGUGUGAACAAGAUUCUGGACAGGUUCUUAGAUAUGGCCAACCGACCCCAGCUCAACGGAAUUGUGUCUGAUAAAACUGCUCUAUUUAUAAGAGAUAUGUUAAUCUACAUAGAGUUUUCAUCUGCCAUCAAGGCCGAGGACAUUGGACGCAUUAAGGAGUCUCUGGUGUUGAUUACUGCCAUUUGCCAAGCUGGAGGAACAAAGAAUUAUGCAUACGAGCUCCUGCAUCUUCAUUGUGGCUUCACAUACUCCUGGACCGAACAGACAAGCCAUGCUGUCAUGUCUUCUUGGCCAGUGAACACUACAGGUCAGGAAAAUCGCUGGAUACCUACAGAUCUUUUCCAAGAGCACAAUAAUCUGCUUAUCAAAAAGAUACGAAAGGCAAAGAGAUCAACCUGGACCAAGAAACAUGGAUCAAUGACUACUAGCAUCCAUUCGCUCGGGCGAAUGGAAGACCAGAUGGAGACUUCGUUUGGCGUCCCCUACUCAGGCACCAAACACGCUACGAAGAAAGCGGACCAUGAUAUCAGCGAAAUACUCGUAUCCCUCAGAGCCAACGAUAUCCUUGGCCCCUAUGAUAAAGAUCAGCCUCUGGAAUACCAUUCGCAAAUUGCCAGUACACGUCCCGUAACAAACCUCGUCAGUGAAGGCUAUAGGAAGAUGUAAGGAACAAAACGUCUUCAAUCGUUUAUUGACGCGCGAAUCCGUUCACAUGGGGGCUCGCACGGAAAUGUAGAGAUAGCUGAGGCGAUGGAGAUUGACGAGGACGAUGUUGGGGAUGGGAUAUGGAGGAGUAUUUGAUUAUGCGUGUAACUCUUUUAUUUUAUAAUUACAAGAAUGUCCAUCAAGCAACAAGCUUUUUUACAUUUUCUUUUCGCAACCCAAUAAAAAAUUCU